Molecule: messenger RNA, 1722 nt
Organism: Zasmidium cellare ATCC 36951
Lineage: Eukaryota; Fungi; Ascomycota; Dothideomycetes; Mycosphaerellales; Mycosphaerellaceae
Exons: 7
Coding region: 1-1722 (573 amino acids)
Molecular function (GO): dipeptidyl-peptidase activity
Source: RefSeq, a predicted model, not a curated record
AUGCCUGACAGCAUCGAGAUGCCGACGAACGUCCUCCAUCGUGUCGACGAGAGUGACCCCGUCGCUCGAUCGAACAUCUUCAGACCAAAAGCUCAGGGCCGAUACCCAGUACUCUUGACGUAUAGUCCCUAUGGCAAGGACAUACCAUACUCCAAGUUCAACCCUGCAUCAUACAACAGGCUUCCAAAAGCUGCGCAGACGCCACACGCAGUGUGGGAGGCUCCAGAUCCGACAUUUUGGGUACCUCAUGGCUAUGUCGUUGUUCGAGUCGACGAAAGAGGAUCUGGACAUUCGCCUGGUGUGUUGAAUGUGUGGAGCGAAGAGACGGCCUGUGGGUUUGCAGACGCCAUCGAGUGGGCUGCUGUACAACCGUGGAGCAAUGGCAAGGUCGGACUAUUGGGAGUCAGCUACUACGCAUCGAACCAGUGGUUUGUUGCUGCGAGGAGACCAAAGGGUCUCUCUGCUAUUCUACCUUGGGAGGGAGUCAGCAAUUUCUAUGAUGAGUGUGCCAGGCACGGUGGAAUCAUGAGCAAUGGUUUCAUAGGGGGUUGGUGGCCCCGGCAGAUAGGAUCAAACCAAUACGGCUUGAACCGUGAUGUCGACCGCGAGUGGAGUAUGGGUGGUACCCGAGAGGCGAACUUGACUCCUGAGAUGGCAUCAAAGCGACGAGACAUGCGUGAGCGUGUUGCGAAUGCUCCUUUCCGGGACGACCCCGUCUAUGCCGUUGACACAACUGACCUUGGAAACAUCGAAUGCCCUGUCCUGAGUGUCGCUAAUUGGGGAGCAAGCUCGCUUCACUUGCGAGGCAGCGUUCUUGGUUUCUUGAAGGCGGGAUCUAAGCACAAGUUCCUGCAUUUCAUCGUCGGAAGGCAUGAUACUCCAUUCUUCGAAGACUAUGCCAUUCGCCUUCAAAAGUCGUUUCUUGAUGCGUUCCUCAAGGGUCAGGACACCGAGGGAUGGUCUACGGGCUCGAAGCCCAGCGUCGAUCUUUGCGUAAGGAGAGGCAAUCCUGGGGUCAACGAUGAGCCGGCAGAGAUUGAGUGCUUUCCAAGGAGGCCCGAGGCAGCAUGGCCUAUCGAACGAACGCAGUACACGAAAAUGUACCUGGGCCCUCCUUCCUCUCUAUCGUGGGAGAAGAGCCCUUCCGAGACAACGGUCCAAUACAGAUCUCCCAGCUCUUACCUGGCUUUCCGCUCUCAGCCAUUCCCUCGUCAGACCGAGAUAACGGGCCAUCCCUCAGUGCGACUCUCGAUUUCUCUAGCGCCUUACAAUGGCUCUUCGCCCUCUGACAUUGAUAUCUUUGUCGCUCUCCGUCACAUUGAUGUUGCUGGAAAAGAAAUCUGCUACACAGGCGCGAAUGGCCAAGCUGAGCCCGUCGUGAGAGGCUACUUGCGGGUUUCCCAAAGACACCGCGAUCACGAAACCGACAUCGCCAAGAGAUAUCCCGUCAUACCAAUGCACACCCACAAGUCCACAGACGUCUUACCGGUCGCUCUCAAUGAAGUCUACACGGUAGACGUGGAGCUUUGGCCCACCAGUGUGGUCAUCGAAAAAGGCGAAGUUCUAGAACUGACGGUGUCUGCACAGGAUAUUGAGCAGAGAGGCCAGUACACGCACGAUCAUCCCAAUGAUCGACCAGUGCAGACUUUCCAGGGGUUCAACAUCAUCCACUUUGGACCAGAUAAGGACAACUUCCUGACUCUGCCGAUCAUUCGCCCGUGA